ACGUGAAAAAGAAACGGCGGCUGCAUGAGUUGAGAUUCAUUUUCCUUAAUAACUACCGAAAAAGUAACAAUAUUUAUUUUCCAACGACUAUCUAACACCAUUUCUUUUACUUUUCUUUCCUCAUUUAUUCCAAUUAACUAACCGAUCAAUCUGACGGACUCCGCUUCUCCUCCUCCUUUCCCCGUCGGGGACGCCGUUGAUGCUCGGCCUCCGCUCCCGUCACCACCCCACCCAUCACAAUCAGAAUCAAACAUUAUGAUCUCUAAUAGAGAUCCCGAUGCCAUCUUUAGCGGCGGCGGCAUCAGUUUUCUUAACGGAAGCCGAACUGCCAAGUUUAAUUAUGGAUAUUCGAGUUUUAAGGGUAAAAGAGCUUCCAUGGAGGAUUUCUAUGAGACAAGGAUUUCUGAAGUUGAUGGUCAAAUGGUUGCCUUCUUUGGUGUUUUUGAUGGUCAUGGAGGUGUUCGGACUGCAGAAUAUCUGAAAAAUAACCUUUUCAAGAAUUUGAGUAGCCACCCUGAUUUUAUCAGAGACACGAAGACAGCUAUUGUCGAAGCAUUUAGACAGACAGAUGCAGAUUACCUCCAUGAAGAAAAGGCCCAUCAAAAAGAUGCCGGGUCAACUGCGUCAACUGCUGUGCUUCUAGGGGACCGGCUGCUUGUUGCAAAUGUUGGCGAUUCUCGAGUUGUUGCCUGCAGAGCUGGUUCAGCUAUCCCGUUGUCUAUUGAUCAUAAACCUGAUAGAUCUGAUGAACGCCAAAGGAUUGAAGAGGCUGGAGGUUUCAUCAUAUGGGCAGGAACUUGGCGGGUGGGUGGCGUGCUUGCUGUUUCUCGUGCUUUUGGGGAUAAGCUACUUAAGCCAUAUGUGGUUGCUGAGCCAGAAAUUCAGGAAGAAGAAAUUGGUGGUGUUGAGUUUAUAAUUGUUGCAAGCGAUGGGCUAUGGAAUGUCCUAUCAAAUAAGGACGCAGUGGCACUAGUGCAGGGCGUAGCAGAUGCAGAGGCAGCGGCAAGAAAACUAAUACAAGAAGCUUAUGCGCGAGGGAGCCAUGACAACAUAACCUGUGUCGUCGUCAGGUUUGAUAACUCAUGAGCAGGCACAUAAAGGUCUAAUAUAUCGCUAGUGAUGGCACCAUCAAGUAGUUAUUUAGUCCAUCUUUGUUUACUUUGCAGAUUUUAAAGUACAUCCUAGUCAGAAAAAAAAAAUUUAUACUAGCGAAUUUGUUAGCCAUUCGUUUGGACAGUGUUAAUUCGUCGAAAACUGUUACGGGCUAGCAGCUGAGUUUUCUAGUUGCUGGUCCUGAAUGAUGCAUUAACACACACGUCUGUCUUGCGUGGUUUCAUAACGUAAGAAA
Messenger RNA from Populus nigra (black poplar), 1348 nucleotides. Its product is annotated as probable protein phosphatase 2C 11. Bases 256 to 1086 code for a protein of 276 amino acids. The record is from RefSeq and is a predicted model, not a curated record. Lineage: Eukaryota; Viridiplantae; Streptophyta; Magnoliopsida; Malpighiales; Salicaceae. Gene Ontology annotation, cellular component: cytosol; nucleus. Gene Ontology annotation, biological process: protein dephosphorylation. Gene Ontology annotation, molecular function: cation binding; protein serine/threonine phosphatase activity. The transcript is spliced from 8 exons.